This is a messenger RNA of Phytophthora infestans T30-4, 480 nucleotides long. RefSeq lists its product as uncharacterized. Gene Ontology annotation, cellular component: membrane. The record is from RefSeq and is a predicted model, not a curated record. Gene Ontology annotation, biological process: vesicle-mediated transport. Lineage: Eukaryota; Oomycota; Peronosporomycetes; Peronosporales; Peronosporaceae. The transcript is spliced from 3 exons. Bases 1 to 480 code for a protein of 159 amino acids.
AUGGACCAGAUUAAGUUGGUGAUCAGCGGUGCCGGCGACAAAGUGGCGGGUGCGGCCAGCGAUGCCAGCAAGAAGUUGGCCAGUGUGACGGGCGACAAGAAGGGCGCAACGAAGACGGAGGCCCCAGCGUCUUCCGACGACGCGCUCACCCCUGGGGUGACCCCGACAUGUCCGAGUCUGACCAAGAAGCAGAGACUGGUCGGCUUUGCGUCCUGCUUCGUGCUCGGGUACAUCGUGAGCUUCGGGUCGACAUUUGCCUUGAUCGCGGGCUCCGAUAAUGGCACAAAGUUCGGAAUCACCUACAGUCUGGGCAACAUCAUCUCACUAUGCGGAUCGGGUUUCCUCGUGGGUCCGAAGCAGCAGGUGAAGCUCAUGUUCAAGCCCGUGCGUCGCAUUGCGACCGUCAUCUAUCUACUGAUGAUUGCUGUGGUUUUCACUGUUGCCCUCGCGGUACGAACAUGUACCCUGCUGUAUUUGUGA